Marmota monax (woodchuck) is the source of this 669-nucleotide messenger RNA. RefSeq names its product zinc finger protein 844-like. Lineage: Eukaryota; Metazoa; Chordata; Mammalia; Rodentia; Sciuridae. The transcript is spliced from 6 exons. The record is from RefSeq and is a predicted model, not a curated record. The coding region runs from base 1 to 546 and encodes 181 amino acids. Gene Ontology annotation, biological process: regulation of DNA-templated transcription.
AUGUUUUCGUGCAGCCUGCUGGAUGCGGGCUUGCUCAUUGGGGGUAAGGGUGGAGGGCAGAAUGACGUAGCCAUCAUGCCAGUCCCAGGUGAGUCCGCGCUGCCUGUGUCCCGCGAGUCCCGAGACGUCCCUCCGGAGAACGGCGGGUCACUCCGAAGGCCCCAAAUGAAUUUGGUGGCCUUUGAGGAUGUGGCUGUGAACUUCACCCAGGAGGAGUGGGCUUUGCUGGAUCCUUCCCAGAAAAAUCUCUACAGAGAUGUGAUGCAGGAAGUCCUUAGCAACCUGGCUUCUAUACGAGACAAAUGGGAAGAUGAGAACAGAAAUCCCAUGAGAGAUCUAAGACAUAAAUUAAUUCAUACUGGUGAGAAGCCCUAUGAAUUUACCAAUUGCAACAUGAACGAAUUCAUACUGGAGAGAAGCCCUAUGAAUGUAAACAAUGUGGGAAAGCCUUCAGACGUUCCUCUUACCUUCAAAGACAUAAACAAACUCAUACUGGAGAGAAGCCCUAUGAAUGUAAACAAUGUGGGAAAGCCUUUGUUUGUUUGAGUUACCAAUUGCAACAUGAACGAAUUCAUACUGGAGAGAAGCCCUAUGAAUGUAAACAAUGUGGGAAAGCCUUCAGACGUUCCUCUUACCUUCAAAGACAUAAACGAACUCAUACUGGAGAGA